Rattus rattus (black rat) is the source of this 1007-nucleotide messenger RNA. It is a transcript of the gene C4H3orf52, whose product is annotated as chromosome 4 C3orf52 homolog. NCBI's taxonomy places the organism in Eukaryota, Metazoa, Chordata, Mammalia, Rodentia, Muridae. The record is from RefSeq and is a predicted model, not a curated record. Bases 304 to 957 code for a protein of 217 amino acids. The transcript has 5 exons.
UGCACCCUGAACAAACCAGAAAAAACAGCCCUCUUCUGCUCUGAGCCCAAGGCAGCAGGGUCCCACCUGCAUCUACCUUUCCUGAGAGAGCAAGGUCAGCUAACCAAAGCCAGAGUGCUCCCACUCUCUGGCUUCGCCCCUCCCCUCCAGGUCCGCCACCACAGGUCUAUCUGGCGCCGCCCGAGGUCUACCUGCCACGCCUGGUGGGUGGAGUGUGAGCGGAGCAGUCUCUCUGUGCUGGACUCUGCACCCUUAGGUGCUCGCGUCUUGGCUCUCAGUGGAGCCUCGGUCUUCCGAGUUGCCAUGGAAGGGUCCAGGACCCCAUCGCCCCGGGAAGAGCUGGAGCUCUCAAUAGUGGAGGGGCAGCAGGAAGAACUGAAGCCUCUGAACAGCCUUCAGAUCCAGCCUUGCUCCACUGAGGACCCUAGCCCGGCACAGGUGGACCAGGAAAGGCCCUGGAGUUCCUGUAACAAGAGCGUGGUUGGAAAAUGUAAACUGUGGAUGGCCAUUGUGAGCAUAUUCCUGUGUUUCAUUAUAGUGGUCAUUAUAAGCCUGUGCCUUGUAGGAGUGACUUAUAUCGAUGAAGAUGAAAAUGAAAUGCCUGAAUUAUCAUCAAACAAAACAUUUUUCAUCGUGCUCAAGAUUCCAGAGGAGUGUGCUAAUGAAGAGGAAUUGCAUCAUUUGCUCACUAAGAGGCUCACGGACAUGUAUAGACAGUCCCCAGCUCUGAACCGUUUUUUCACUUCUGCUGAUAUCAUGGAUUUCAGUGUUGAAAAUGCCACGGUAACCUAUCACUUGCAGUUUGGGGUUCCAUCUGAAGACAAGGACUUUAUGAAGUACAUGAUGAGUGAAGAGUUGGUGCUGGGCAUUAUGCGACAGAGUUUCCACGAUAAGAAUUUAUCUACUUGUGAGAAUCUUGGGCUUGACCCAGAAUCUCUCUUGCUCUAUGGUAAGUAGGGACAGCAAAGAAGUUGGACCAGAGGUGAUGAACAACUUGGUUGAUCAAC